UGUAAUCCAAACGGAGCCUUAAGUUAAGUGAACAAACAGCCAGGUCUCCCUCUCUGUCUCUCUGUCUCUGCGUCACUGAUUUUUCUCUGAGUGUUUUUGGGUCAAAUCUGUAGUGGGUAUUCAUUCUUUCUGGGUCUUAGAAAAGAGGUAGACACACGAGAAGAAGAACGAUGGCAGCAGGUGUGAGCAGGAAGAUAUCAGCAGCAUCAGCUAGGGCUCACACCAGAAGACCAAAGCAGACUACUUUUCAACUUCCUUCUGGGAUGUUUAAGAAAAUAUUAGUGGUGUUCUUUAUGGGGUUUAUGGCAUGGGCUUAUCAGGCAACACGGCCACCUCCGUCCAGGAUAUGUGGCUCUGCAGAUGGUCCUCCUGUUACAGCUACUAGAAUAAAACUUAGUGAUGGAAGGCAUUUGUCCUACAGAGAAUAUGGUGUCCCAAUAGAUAAAGCCCAUUAUAAAAUAGUGUAUAUACAUGGCUUCGACUCUUGCAAACAUUAUGCUGUAGUUGACACAAGUUUAUCUCCUGAUGUUGCUAAAGGUUUAGGGGUCUACAUUGUGUCAUUUGACAGACCUGGUUACGGAGAAAGUGAUCCUAAUCCAAAACAAACAAUGAAGAGUUUGGCUUUGGAUAUAGAGGAGCUUGCUGAUCAGUUGGGGCUAGGAUCCAAAUUCUAUCUUGUUGGGUUUUCCUUGGGUGGGCAGGUGGUUUGGACCUGCCUCAAGUACAUUCCUCACAGGCUGGCAGGAGCAACACUUAUAGCUCCGACUGUCAACUAUUGGUGGCCUGGUUUUCCUGCAAAUUUAUCUAAAGAAGCCUACUAUCAGCAGUUGCCUCAGGACCAGUGGACAUUUCGUAUUUCUCACUACACUCCAUGGCUUACCUACUGGUGGAACACUCAAAAGUGGUUUCCUUCUUUUAGUUUAAUAGCUCACAGCUAUGCUGUUCUUUCUCCCCAAGACGUAGAACUUUUGCCUAAGCUUUCUGCAAACAAGGCAUACGAGGCACAGGUAAGACAGCAAGGAGAAUUCGAGUCCCUCCACCGUGACCUGAUGUUUGCUUUUGGAACUUGGGAAUUUGAGCCUAUGGAUUUGGAAAACCCAUUUCCAAACAAUGAAGGUUCAGUCCAACUAUGGCAUGGAGAUGAAGAUCGUAUUGUGCCCGUUACGUUGCAGCGUUACAUUGUCCAACGACUCCCAUGGAUUAAAUAUUAUGAACUUCCGGGUUCUGGGCAUAUGUUCCCUUAUGCUGAUGGAAUAGCUGAUGCCAUGAUAAAGGCACUUCUAGUUGGGGAAAAUAGCCAGCCUCAGAUUUGAUGGGGCCUGGGCAUAUCCCUUAUGCUGAUGGAAUAACUGAUGCCAUGAUAAAGGCACUUCUAGUUGGGGUAACAUAACCGGCCUCAGAUUUGAUGGGGGCUUAUAUUUCGGUAAGCCGCGUGGUUAGGUUUCUUCUGCUCUCUUUUUUUUGGGUGCUAAAAUUUGUUGUGAUUAUUUUGAUAUGUAUGACAAAAAGUCAAAAUCUGGACCUGUUGUUGAGUUUUUUUGUGAUCUGUAUAGUGACAUAUGUAGUGACUUUGAACAUUUAUAUGUAGUGGGAAACUGAUUUGUUUUUUUUUUUUUU
Molecule: messenger RNA, 1617 nt
Organism: Camellia sinensis
Lineage: Eukaryota; Viridiplantae; Streptophyta; Magnoliopsida; Ericales; Theaceae
Source: RefSeq, a predicted model, not a curated record